AUGUUUUCCCUGUCGCCAAACGUCGGCCUCUUGGCGUUGGUCAUCCUCCUCGUCUACACUCGUCCUACUCUUGCCUUCGGUGCUGGUAAUAUCGCAGAUAUCAGCAAAGCUGAAGGUGCUAGGUGGCGUCAUGGCGAUAUCGAAGAUGUCCUCCUUACCAUCCUUAUGGCUCGAGGUGUAGGCGGCAAGAAAUUCAACAAAUUAAACGUAUCCCGUGUCUACUUCGGAAACUGGCUUCGAGAUUAUUCUCAAGCCAUUGACGUUGGAACUGUCAAAUCAGUCUCUGCUGAAGCCAUUCGUCUUCUCCUGUCCGUUCUCGGCUUUAUGACAUUCGGCUACGGUUCUCGAGAGUUCGAGGUUACCGCUGCCCGUCUCGGUUGCUACCGUCCUGAAGACCAUAUUGACAACCCCAAGAAUUACGCCGACAAUAUCGAUGCUCGUCAGUAUGAUAGAAGGCUCCGUGCUCCGGUUGAUGAGGAGGUCGAGCUGGCCAUCGACCCUGAGACUGGAAUGAAGAACUACAUUGCCAACGAAGGAGCUGGAAUCAUGACCUCCGCUAAACACGUUCGAGCACUGUUUUCCAAAUGCAUUGAACUCGGCCGUAGAAGCCGUGGUGAUGAUGCAGACCUUCAUGAAGCCCUUCGAUUGCUUGGAACUGGCCUCCAUUGCCUCGAAGACUACCUGGCCCACAGCAACUACACUGAGCUGGUCCUCAUUGAGUUGGGCGAAACCGAUGUUUUCCCACACGUUGGUCGUGAUACUAGAAUGUCUAUCCCGGGAGCUCGCCGCCAAGUUUACCCAAUCGUUACCGGUACCUUUGGUGGUGUCGAUUUCCUCCACUCUGUCACCGGUGAGGUUUCAGAUAAGCUUACCCAGAAUGAAAUCGACGAACUCGAGGGAGCGCUUGAACACGCUGAAGCCAACCCUGAAGACAGUGUUCUCCAGGACGUCUUUAACAUGAUUCCCAAUGGUGGCGAUAAAAAGAAUAAGAUGAAUGAAAUUCAAGAUAACGCCCACAACAGCCAGAUGGAGAAUGCCUCUAUCUCACCCCGGGACCCUGAAGAGUUCACACAAUACGCCCAGAACGUUUUCAGGCAAAUUAUGCCCGCUAUUGAAUUUCAUGACAAUCUCAUGAAGGAUCUUAGCAAGUUUGUUGAGAGCAUUCCCCUCCUUAGUAAGAUCUUGGAGAGAUUUGAGCAGAGGAUGUCCAUGUGGGUCUUUACUAUCAUCGCACCAUUCGUUGUCCCCAUCAUCAGACAAGUCAAGAACGAGUUACACUCCGGUUCCAAUGAAAUCAUUGAGAGCAGCAGGAGGGAGCAACAUAUUGUCUUCGAGGAUGACUAUUCUACGGAUCCAACCCAUUCUAUGUUAUCUAAGGAUCACUUUUCUAAUGUUCUUAAUGGAAUCUCUGGCAAGACCGCUCAAGCUGUCGUCGGCUGGGUUGUUCCACAGAUCAUGGAGGCAUGGGAUGAUGAAGGCGUUGAUGUCGACCGUCUCAUGACUCGCAUUGUCAACGGUGUUCUCUACCACCCCGCCCAGCGUGAUCAGGGUGAAGAUGGCGCCGAGGAAGGUCGCCGCGUUAUGUUCAGCUCCGUCGAGGGCUGGUGGAACAGCAUGCCCGAUGACGUAAAGGAGGAACACCGCCGAUGGCUCUCACGAGAGGGCGUUGAGAAUGGGGAAAACCACCAGGGCCAACUUGAUACCGGGCACGGAUGUGGAGGACCACUAAGCAUGCACAACAAUUUCGCCAAGGGUGGUUCGCUUGAAGAUCGUAUUGCGGGAAAGGUUGCCGACGCUCUCGUUGACAAUAUCACCGGUGGGAUUUCGAGAUAUGUUAAGCAACAAACAGGUACAGAUAUCCCUGAAACUGGUGGUAGUGGUGGUGGAGACUAUUCUGGUGGUGGUGGCUUCGGCGGUUUCUUGAGCUCCUUCCUAGGGGGCAGCUCUUCGGGAAACCAGGAAUCAUCUUACAGUCGCCAAGAAGAGACAUAUGUCAGCCGCAAUGAUGAGUCGGAAUCUUAUACUAGAUAUGAACGUCAUGAGGAACGCAGUGAGGACUACGGCGGCUACGAGCAGCGCACCGAACGCUAUGAAAGUCGAGAGGAAAGUUAUGGAGGUCGUCGCCGCGACGACGAAGAGGAAGAACAGGAAGAAGACCAAGGGUAUCGUCGCCGUCGCAAUGAUGAUGAAGAGGAAGAGGAAGAGGACCAAGGAUAUAGCCGCCGCCGCCGCGAUGAUGAGGGAGAAGAGGAAGAAGACGAUAGUUACCGAAGGCGCCGUCGGGACGAAGAUGAGGGUGGGUGGGGCUAUUAG
This is a messenger RNA of Orbilia oligospora ATCC 24927, 2313 nucleotides long. RefSeq lists its product as uncharacterized. The coding region runs from base 1 to 2313 and encodes 770 amino acids. The record is from RefSeq and is a predicted model, not a curated record. NCBI's taxonomy places the organism in Eukaryota, Fungi, Ascomycota, Orbiliomycetes, Orbiliales, Orbiliaceae. The transcript is spliced from 3 exons.